Messenger RNA from Symbiodinium natans, 2616 nucleotides. The record is from the annotation of a GenBank genome assembly. Lineage: Eukaryota; Dinophyceae; Suessiales; Symbiodiniaceae.
AUGGAGGCAGAAGUUGAGCUCGGCCAUCACAGAACACCCGUUAUGGAGGAAGGAGUGGAGCUGCCACUCCGAAACAGGCAGUUCAGCCUACCAGUUUCGCAUGACCAGACGUCCGGGGCGAGGAUGGCAGCUGCCGUAGGUGACUCGGACUCUGAUAUCUCGGACUCUGAUAUCUCGGGUACUGGCAGGUUGAAGGCGGCGCGCGUGGCGUUGUGGGUAUAUACGGCGGCCCGCAUUGUUGCCAACAUCGCAGUGGCUGGGUGGAGCUUUGAUGGCAUUGUGAGGCCAAUUAUCACUGGACUUGGCGUUUAUUUCUUCCUCCGCCAAGGCAGUCGCUUUUCGGAGCGAUUGCCGACCAAUGUUUGGGGCCGCCGGGCCAUAUGCUUUCUGGCAUUGUUUGUAGCAGAUGAAAGUGUGUUGGUGUUCCUCUCUGAUGGUUGGGGUGGUGGCGCAUGCAAGUUGAUCCCGCUUAUCUGGGAAUUCCACGGCAAUGUCAUACAGGUACACAUCAUAAAUCUCAGACUGGUCGUUAUGGGAUACCACAGGACUGCCAGGUUCAGCCAAUGGGUCAUAGGCAUUGCCGCUGCUUGCCUUGCGGUAAGUACCUUUCUAUACAUCACGGCAGACACUCAUCAAGAGUCCCGUGACCAUGUUCAUCAAAUCAACAUGCCCGGCAGCUUGUUUGUUGCUACUUUCCUUGCUGCGACAUUGCCUCUCACCGUGGCCUUGCAGCGUCUUGCAAAACGUGCACAUGACGAGUGCGUCAUAGACGACGGAGAGCAUUGCGGCGAGUAUUUCUUUUCGGGCGUCAGCCUGCAAUGCAGCACGCUUCUCAGAGUGCUGGGACCGGCUUUCAGCCUGCUGUCUUGGCGCGCCAUCCUUGAGCACAUGUUACUUCCGGUCCAAUUAUGGCGGACGCCCAUGAUGUGGGUGAGCGUUGAUGCUGCAACCCAGGUUCUUUCCACACUUCUGACAAGCGGGAUGCUUGGUGACUAUGUUGAUUCGUUCCUGGAGAGGGAACACGAUUCCGAACAGUUUGCUUCUCCAUGGUAUUGGGACUGGAUUCAUGGCUUGCCUGCUUUUCCAGGAAAAAUCAGGCCAGAGCCCAGCGAAUGCGUAGUGUGCUUUCCUGCCAGGAUUUACCCAGAAUUGUGGCACAAAGCUCUUGCCAGUGCUCAGCAAAGUGAUGGAUGCUCGCUUGCUGAUGUUUACCUGAAGGACCAUGCUUCUGGUGUCGGGUGCCACGCUGAGAAUGACCUACCGGGAGGUUGCUGGUGUCACUCCAUCUAUGGCAAGUUGUCUGGGAACGACUACAUGAGGGACUUUGACGAAGAGUCAAUCUCUUGUAGCGGCGAUCGGCAGGAAGAGGAGCGCGCUGUGCAAAGGCACCUCCAGUUGGAAAACGAACUUGCGGAACUUCUGGGGCAGGUGUUGGUUACAAGAAAAAGGGGCAUCAACAGACAGACGGCACUCGAGUGGUGUUGGGAGCAAGUGCAGGCUCUGGAAAGGGCAAAGUUGAAGUGCAAGGCAAACAAUGGCAGAGCUCCUUGGGGCUGCAUGUGGUUCGAAAAUUGGCGGAAGAACGUGGAAGAGGCAGUCUCGCAUGGUCACACGCUCCAUGUAUUCUACACAGAAGGGCGGGUUGGCCAGGGCAAGUUGUCAUGGCACAGCCUGUCCCAUGCAGAGGAGGAGGUCAGGCAUCAGUAUUGUGGCCUAGAAGAGUUUUAUCAGAUUCCUCAGGUUGCAUACCUAGAACACAUGGGAUUGCCUUUUGAGGAACACGACAUUCUGGACUUUGAAGUAUUUUUCCUGAGGCAGAAUUCAUCUUCAGCAAAGAAGGAACUAGCUGGUGGUGGCUUGGCAUGCGACAAACGAGUGGCUUUUCCAGGCAAAAUUAACCUUGAGGCCACCAAGUGCAUAGUCUCGUUUCCGGGCAUCUACAGCCAGCAAUGGGACAAGGCCGUCUCAAUCGUCCAGAAGGAGGAUGUUUGCUCUUUGGCUUGCGUGUUUCUCACAGACACUGAUUCUGGCCUAGGUUGCCAUGCUUCCAAUCCUGACACACCGGGCCGCUGCUGGUGCCACAUCAUCUACGGGCAAGUGCCUGCAAGUAACUACCUUUGUGUCAUUGAUUUGGUUGACAAGCAAAUGACUGAAGAUGAGCUAGCCUUCACGCAGGCGGAUGCUGCAGCCAUGGGUAAGGUCGUUCUAAUCAGACAACAUCAAAAUGAGCCUGAGUGGCUGGAUGAACUGUCCCGUGCUAGGAAGGAUGCCGAGGAACGCUGCAAAGCAAACCAUGGCAAAGCUCCAUGGGGCUGUAUGUGGUUCGAGAAAUGGAAGUUGAACGUGGAUGAGGCAGCACUGAAGUAUGGGCAGGAACUCCAGGUCUUCUACUUUGAAGGCAAAGUGGGGUGUGGCAAGCUUGACUGGGAGAAGCUUUGUGAUGGAGAGGAACGGAGAAAGGCACGCGAGAGCACGGGCCUGGGGGCAUCGCAGACGGCUGAAGUGGCAUACCUGGAGAAGGUGGGUUAUAAACACUACGAAAAAGAUAUCUCGGAUUUUGAGAGCUUUCUUCUCCAGAGGAGAAUGUCGCAUAUGAAGCCAGCGCAUACAGCCUAG